Molecule: messenger RNA, 871 nt
Organism: Numida meleagris (helmeted guineafowl)
Lineage: Eukaryota; Metazoa; Chordata; Aves; Galliformes; Numididae
Gene: TPRKB
Product: TP53RK binding protein
Exons: 4
Coding region: 35-559 (174 amino acids)
Biological process (GO): tRNA threonylcarbamoyladenosine modification; telomere maintenance via recombination
Cellular component (GO): EKC/KEOPS complex; nucleus; cytosol
Source: RefSeq, a predicted model, not a curated record
UCUCUGUGCUCGGCUGCCCUGCUGGCGCUGCAGGAUGCACCUCACGCACCCGCUGGAGCUGUUCCCCGAUCGCAGCGUCACGCUGCUCCUCUUCAACCGCGUGCAGAACGCCGCUGCCCUGCGGAAGAAGGCCAUGGAGGGGUCCAUCGAAGGAGCGCUGAUAAAUCCUACCAUGAUUGUUGAUCCUUUUCAAAUUCUUGUGGCAGCCAACAAAGCGGUUCAUCUACACAAGAUAGGUAAAAUGAAAACCAGAACUCUCAAUGCAGAAAUUAUCUUCAACCUUUCACCAAACAACAAUAUUUCAGAUGCAUUUAAAAAGUUUGGCAUUUCAGACAGUGACACAGCAGUACUCAUUGUUUUGGUUGUAGACAGAGAAAAAAUGGUAAACCUGGAAGAUAUAGCAUCUCAGGUAGAAGGCCAGCAGGUCCCUCUAGAUGAGCUUCCUCAGCUAACAGACACUGCCAAAAUUAAAAAGAUAUACAAGAUUACUCCUCAGGAAGAAGAAAUUGGCACCUUAUUAGAUGGUAUUAUUUGCAGGAUCUCAACAAAAGAUGUUUAAUGAAAAUGUGGAAAUAAAUAUUUUUUGAUGUAAAAAGAGGUCUUUUUAAGAUAUAAAAACAUUUCACUGCAAUUUAUCCUGCAUCUCAAAGAAUGUGGUGUGGUAACAAGCUGCUUGGUGACAUCUGAGCUUUAACCAGAAAUGGAGGAGCUUUAAUGUAGGGGUAAUCUAAACUGUAUUCUCUGCACAGAGAGCAGUUCGGCUGUGCUUAGCAGAAUUUGCCAUAGCCAUAUCAGUCAUUUUCUGAGCAAGAAGAAACAAAUUUUGCCAGUUCAUUGAGCUGAUAAUAAACAGAAGGCUUGGAAAGCUGUA